GCACGCUUAAGAGGUAUUCGAACGAUAGCCGAAUUCGAUACGCCGAGCCAUAUACGAUCAUGGGGUCUAUCACAUCCAGAGCUACUGAGUGCUUGCGAUGGUGUUCAUAAGGGAUCAAUCGAUCCAACAAAUAACAAUACAUAUGAAUUUAUGCAAAAUUUGCUACGCGAAGUUGGUACCGUUUUUCCAGACGAGUACAUACAUUUGGGCGGCGAUGAAGUCGACUUCGAGUGUUGGGAUUGGAAUGAUCAAAUUGACGAUUAUAUGGAUCGUCACCGAAUGACUUCAUUCGAAGAGCUCGAAGGACAUUACAUUCACCGUCUUAUGAAUACGUUAAACGAGUCGGGGCACAAAUCGAUGGUAUGGCAAGAAGUGUUUGAAAAUGGCAUUCAACUGCCACCUGAAACAAUUGUUCAAGUUUGGACGGGUGAUUGGGCACAACUACUUGACAACAUAACCGAAAGCGGGCUAUUCGGCAUCCUAUCUAGCUGUUGGUAUUUGGAUGAUUUGGAGACUGGCGGUGAUUGGGAAAAGUUUUACGAGUACGAACCGAGCGAUUUUCCCGGUAAUGAUGAACAGCAAUCGCGUUUGAUUGGUGGCGAAGCUUGUAUGUGGACUGAAGUUGUUGAUGAUACAAAUAUUGUGUCGCGCAUCUUUCCACGAGUUAGUGCGGUGGCCGAAAAACUUUGGUCGCAAAAUUGUGCGAGCGAUGAGGAUGAAGCAAGACAUCGACUGGAAGAGCACACUUGCCGAAUGAAGAAACGUGGAUUGCAAGCUCAACCACCGAAUGGACCUGGAUUUUGUGUUUAAUAUCGAAUUUCA
Molecule: messenger RNA, 822 nt
Organism: Sitodiplosis mosellana (orange wheat blossom midge)
Lineage: Eukaryota; Metazoa; Arthropoda; Insecta; Diptera; Cecidomyiidae
Product: beta-hexosaminidase subunit alpha-like
Exons: 3
Biological process (GO): glycosaminoglycan metabolic process; carbohydrate metabolic process; ganglioside catabolic process
Cellular component (GO): membrane
Molecular function (GO): beta-N-acetylhexosaminidase activity
Source: RefSeq, a predicted model, not a curated record